AUGUCGGUCCAAGCAGCGAUGAAGGCACCAUUCCGUCUAGGAACCAAGGAGGUCUUCCUGUACGUCCCUCUCAAUCGCGCACUCACAAUACCAGGACCUUGCGACGAACGAAAAAGUGCUGACGAGCAUGAAACAGANCCCAACUUCACAGUAACCCUCAUCCGCACACCGCGCAUGCCCGCCAGCUUCGCCAAAUUCAUCGUGCCCCUCAACAUGAACAAGCUCGACCUUCGCGACUACCUCUUCCACGCCUACAAUGUCCGCGUCGUCAGCGUCCGCUCCUACAUCGACCAACAAAAAGUUACACAAGGCAAACCCAAUGCCCCCAAGAUGCAGAUCAAGCGCUGGUUCCGCCCGCGCGCCAUCAAGAAGAUGACCGUCGAACUGGAGAGCCCGUUUGUAUGGCCCGAACUGCCGACCAAGGACGAGUUGAACGAGAACUGGAGCAAGGACACACACGCCCAGGCGCAGAAGGAUAACGACAAGUACUCCGAGCAAAGAGGUAGACUGGCAGACACAUUUGUGGACAAGGACGAGAGAAAGAGCAUGAGAGAGCAGGCUAGGGCGCUGUUGGAGAGAAAGGAACAAUGGAAGCCUGCCGAAGAGUUGGGCUUUGCUGCACCAAAGAAGUAA
Aureobasidium uvarum is the source of this 633-nucleotide messenger RNA. The record is from the annotation of a GenBank genome assembly. NCBI's taxonomy places the organism in Eukaryota, Fungi, Ascomycota, Dothideomycetes, Dothideales, Saccotheciaceae.